Phoenix dactylifera (date palm) is the source of this 5984-nucleotide messenger RNA. RefSeq names its product ABC transporter G family member 36-like. Gene Ontology annotation, molecular function: ABC-type transporter activity; ATP binding; ATP hydrolysis activity. The record is from RefSeq and is a predicted model, not a curated record. NCBI's taxonomy places the organism in Eukaryota, Viridiplantae, Streptophyta, Magnoliopsida, Arecales, Arecaceae. Gene Ontology annotation, cellular component: membrane.
CCACUUAAAACCUCGCAUCUUUUGUUCUUUCUUUAGGUCCGUACUGGCCCUCAUGAUCCCUGUAGGUCAUCGCUUCCCUUCGAGGUUUCGAGGAUUGCUGGCUUAAAAGAAAAGCAGAAGGAAGCCAUCGCAGUCCCUUGGUUUUGCUUUUCUUCUGGCUGCUGGAAGGAAUCAGCGAGUGCUGGUUAAUUUUUCGAUGGAGGUUGGUGAUGUAUAUGGAGUCGGGAGCAUGCGGCGGAGCAGUUCGGUUUGGAGGCGUGGAGAUGAGAUCUUUUCGCGGUCUUCGUGGGAUGAAGAUGAUGAGGAGGCUCUGAAGUGGGCUGCUCUCGAGAAAUUGCCGACCUAUGAUCGAGUGAGGAAGGGUAUAUUGACUCUAGCUGAGGGAGAGCGUAUAGAAGUCGACAUCCAGAGCCUCGGGUUGCGAGAGAGGAAGGCAUUGCUCGACAGACUGGUUAGAGUUGCAGAAGAGGACAAUGAAAGGUUCUUGUUGAAGCUCAGGGAUCGCAUCGAUCGAGUUGGAAUAGAUCUCCCUACGAUUGAAGUGCGUUAUGAGCAUCUCAACAUCCACGCGGAAACUUAUGUGGGAAACAGAGGACUGCCGACUAUCCUGAAUUCCACCAUUAAUGUACUCGAGUCACUUGCCAAUUACUUCCAUAUAUUACCAAGUAGGAAGAGAUCAUUGUCAAUCCUUCAUGAUGUAAGUGGAGUCAUCAAGCCUCAGAGGAUGACUUUGCUAUUAGGUCCCCCGGGCUCAGGAAAGACCACAUUGUUGUUGGCCUUGGCUGGAAAGCUUGACUCGGACCUGAAGGUCUCAGGGAGAGUGACUUACAACGGUCAUGGAAUGGAUGAGUUCGUUCCUCAAAGAACAGCUGCCUACAUCAGUCAACAUGAUCUUCACAUAGGGGAGAUGACAGUUCGUGAAACAUUAGCUUUCUCUGCAAGGUGUCAAGGAGUAGGAUCUCGUUACGAAAUGUUGACCGAGUUAUCGAGAAGGGAGAAGGCAGCUAAUAUCAAGCCCGAUCCUGAUAUCGAUGUCUUCAUGAAGGCAGUUGCAAUGGAUGGACAGGAAACCAGUGUAAUCACAGACUAUAUAUUAAAGGUCUUAGGAUUGGAAAUCUGUGCGGACACCAUGGUAGGAGAUGAAAUGCUGAGAGGUAUCUCCGGUGGCCAAAGGAAGCGUGUCACGACAGGUGAGAUGCUCGUCGGACCUGCAAGAGCUCUGUUCAUGGAUGAGAUAUCAACUGGUCUUGACAGCUCCACAACAUUCCAGAUAGUUAAUUCACUCAGGCAGUCCAUUCAUAUUCUUGGGGGGACAGCAGUGAUUUCCCUGCUCCAACCUGCUCCUGAGACAUAUGACCUCUUUGACGACAUCAUUCUUCUUUCCGACGGGCAAGUUGUGUAUCAAGGUCCUCGUGGACAUGUGCUCGAGUUCUUCGAGUCGAUGGGCUUCAAAUGCCCGGAGAGGAAGGGUGUUGCAGACUUCUUACAAGAGGUGACCUCAAGGAAAGAUCAACAGCAGUAUUGGAUGCGGCACGAUGAAACUUAUCGGUAUGUGCCUGUCAAGGAAUUUGCAGAGGCUUUUCAGUCUUUCCAUGUUGGGCAGGAUAUAGGGAAUGAACUUUCCAUCCCCUAUGACAAGAGCAAGAGCCACCCUGCUGCCCUGACAACCUCAAAAUAUGGUGUCAGCAAAAAGGAGCUUUUUAGAGCUAACCUUGCAAGAGAACUAUUACUGAUGAAGCGACAUUCGUUUGUAUAUAUCUUCAGGGCAACUCAGCUCACAAUCGUUGCUUUCAUCGCAAUGACAAUCUUCCUACGCACGGAGAUGCACCGUGACUCCGUAACUGAUGGGGGAAUCUAUAUGGGCGCACUUUUCUUCGGAAUAAUCUCAGUCAUGUUCAAUGGAUUCUCGGAGCUUGCAAUGACCGUUCUGAAGCUUCCUGUCUUCUUCAAACAAAGAGAUUUGCUCUUUUAUCCCGCAUGGUCAUAUGCACUUCCGAAGUGGAUUUUAAAGAUUCCAGUUUCAUUUGUAGAAGUUGGAGUUUGGGUGUUCACAACAUACUAUGUUAUUGGAUUUGAUCCAAAUGUAGGAAGGCUAUUUAAGCAGUAUCUGCUCCUCUUAGCGAUCAAUCAGAUGGCAACGGCGCUCUUCCGGUUCAUUGCUGCACUGGGUAGGAACAUGAUCGUCGCGAAUACCUUUGGAUCCUUUGCACUUCUCAUUCUUUUGGUUCUUGGUGGGUUCAUCCUGUCGAGAGAGGAUGUGAAGAAAUGGUGGAUAUGGGGUUACUGGAUCUCGCCCCUUAUGUACUCACAGAAUGCAAUUUCAACAAAUGAAUUUCUGGGAAGAAGUUGGAGCCAUAGUCUUCCUGGAUCAACAGAGCCACUAGGAGUGCUUGUCUUGAAGUCUCGUGGUGUCUUUCCAGAGGCAAAAUGGUACUGGAUUGGUUUUGGUGCCUUGAUUGGAUACAUGUUGCUAUUCAAUGCUCUUUUCACCGUGGCUCUCGCCUAUCUCAAUCCAUUUGGGAAAGCUCGCCCGGCUAUUUCUGAAGAGACGUUAAAGGAAAAACAUGCAAAUUUAACUGGGGAAGUAUUAGGAUCAUCAUCAUCAAGAGGGAGGAACUCUGUAAAUGAUUUCACAUCUGGAAAUAGUGCUGAUGAGAUAAGGAGGAGCAAUUCCUCAUCAAAGUCCACAAAUGAAGUGGUUCAUCCGAAUCAGAACAAAAAGGGAAUGGUCCUUCCAUUUGUACCACUUUCCAUGACCUUUGACAAUAUAAGAUACUCCGUGGACAUGCCACAGGAAAUGAAAGCACAAGGUGUAAUAGAAGAUCGAUUGGAACUCCUUAAGGGAGUGAGUGGGUCUUUCAGGCCGGGAGUUCUAACGGCUCUGAUGGGUGUUAGUGGAGCCGGUAAGACAACAUUGAUGGAUGUAUUGGCUGGAAGAAAAACAGGGGGAUACAUAGAGGGAAACAUCACCAUAUCCGGCUAUCCAAAGAAGCAAGAAACUUUUGCUCGAGUAUCAGGGUAUUGUGAACAAAAUGAUAUCCACUCUCCACAUGUGACCGUCUACGAGUCUCUUGUAUACUCUGCAUGGCUUCGAUUGUCCUCUGAGGUUAAUUCUGCAACAAGAAAGAUGUUCAUUGAAGAGGUCAUGGAGCUUGUAGAGUUGACAUCAUUGAGGGGUGCACUGGUUGGAUUACCUGGAGUGAAUGGACUGUCGACCGAGCAACGAAAGAGGCUGACGAUUGCUGUGGAGCUUGUUGCUAACCCUUCUAUAAUAUUCAUGGAUGAGCCAACCUCCGGACUCGAUGCACGGGCUGCAGCAAUCGUCAUGAGGACCGUAAGGAGCACCGUGGACACUGGGAGGACGGUUGUGUGCACCAUUCACCAGCCUAGCAUCGACAUAUUUGAAGCUUUUGAUGAGCUCUUCCUGAUGAAGCGAGGAGGAGAAGAGAUAUAUAUUGGUCCACUGGGGCGCCAUUCUUGCCAUCUUAUUAAUUAUUUUGAGGGAAUUGAAGGUGUCAGCAAGAUAAAAGAUGGUUAUAAUCCUGCGACAUGGAUGCUGGAAGUGACGACAUUGGCCCAAGAACGGAUACUAGGGGUUAAUUUCAGCGAAGUAUACAAAACAUCUGAACUCUAUCAGAGGAACAAGAAUUUGAUAAAAGAAUUAAGUACACCACCUCCUGGUUCAAGCGAUCUACACUUCCCAACUCAGUACCCGCAAUCCUUCUUCACACAAUGUAUGGCUAACCUUUGGAAACAGAACUUAUCAUACUGGAGGAAUCCUCCAUACACUGCAGUGAGGUUCUUCUUCACAACAAUCAUAGCCUUGUUGUUUGGGACUAUUUUCUGGGACCUCGGCACUAAAAGGGAUAAGCAGCAGGAUUUGUUUAAUGCAAUGGGUUCCAUGUAUGCUGCCGUUCUCUUCAUUGGGGUACAGAAUGCUUCAUCUGUUCAACCAGUUGUAGCUAUCGAACGAACCGUAUUUUAUAGAGAAAGAGCAGCUGGAAUGUAUUCAGCCUUGCCAUAUGCAUUUGGACAGGUUGCGAUCGAAAUUCCAUACAUCUUGAUCCAGUCGUUGAUUUAUGGUGUACUAGUGUAUGCAAUGAUUGGGUUUGAAUGGACGGCAGCUAAAUUCUUCUGGUACAUGUUCUUCAUGUACUUCACAUUGCUGUACUUCACAUUCUAUGGAAUGAUGGCAGUAGGCCUGACCCCCAACCACAACAUUGCUGCAAUAGUUUCCUCUGCCUUCUAUUUGAUAUGGAAUCUUUUCUCUGGAUUUAUCAUUCCACGACCUAGAAUUCCUGUUUGGUGGAGAUGGUAUUAUUGGAUUUGCCCUGUUUCAUGGACCCUGUACGGCUUGGUUGCUUCCCAGUUUGGAGAUGUACAGAAUAAGCUUGACACCGGCGUGGCCGUGGCUGAUUUCGUCAGGAGUUACUUUGGGUUCAGACACGACUUCUUGGGAGUGGUUGCAGCGGUUGUCGUCGCAUUCCCUGUGCUAUUUGCCUUCCUAUUUGGGUUCUCAAUAAAAAUGCUCAACUUCCAAAGAAGAUGAACAAGGCUUCCAAUGAUCGACCCUGAUGUUUUGGAGAAAAGGAUUAGAUGAGUACUUACAUGACUUGGUCGGCAAAGAUCGAACAAACUUGAAGAGAAAAGAAGAAAGAAACUUGAACAGGACAGCUCACAAUAUUUUUUUUUUUUUGCGCCAUACUUUUUUUUUCAACUAUUAUUGUAGGAGUUAAAUGAAGUCGAGACUUUCUCUAAUUGUGUUCGUAGAUACGUGCUUUGAUCUUUCGGAAUUCCAAAAACUACGUGCUUUGGAUGUGUUUAUAUAGUGAAAGAUGAGACAACUUCCAGAGGAAUUCAAAGCGGGGACACCUCAACAAUACUUUAAAUUCCUCCCAUAUUAUGAAUGUAAAAUUAAAGAAAAUCAAAUCACAACAACCUAUUUGAACGUGUGAGAUGACACUGACUAUGCAAAAAAGACUAUGCGAAAUGGAAAUGUGAACAGGAGAGGACCCCAAACAAGCUCCAAAGAUGGUGGUGGAGAGAGUUAAAUCUUGAGGACUGGUAUCUUGAAAUGAUGAAGGAUGUAGGGAAAAGGAACAGGACAGAAGUUAACGCCUAUGUCGCAAAAGCAGUGGGUCUUGAUAUUGUGAAAACCUCAAGCCCACAGAGAUGAAUUAAUGUUCUGGUUGCAAUCAUACUGCCAUGCCAUGGAAAUUUUGGUGAAGUUAGCUCAUGGAGUCAUGAAGAACCAUCAUGCAUGAAUACUGGGGCGCAAUCCAUGAAUAGGAGAUGAAGAGUGAACCAAAAGGAACAUAUUGUUGGAAAUUCAAACAAAAAGUCAACACAAAUUUAGAAUUGAUAUUUUGAAUUUCGGAUAGCAUAAAUUUAGAAUUGAUCUUAGAAAUCCAUUUAUUGUUUUUUUCUAUUUCUGUAUCAUCCUAGUUGUAAUCUUUUGUACAUUCUCAACUAUAAAUAAACAUGAUGACUAUCUCACCAGAUAGGUAGAAAAUAUUUUUCAGAAUAUUUUUUUCCCACAUCGAAAGGCAUUCAUAUUGUUAAAAUAAACAUAUGCCUGAUUGGAAACUAGCCGUUUAUAAUAAUAUAUAUAAACUUUUCAGUUUGCGUAGAAAUUGUAUUUAGGAGUAGAUAACUAACAUAUACAUUCAACACAGUACUCAUUAUACUAUUGCUCCAUCGAUCGUUCCUGUAACCCCAAUAAUUAUGAGUGCUUCCAUCCAAGCCAGCUAAUUAGGUUCUAUGAUCAGUAAUAGAUAAACGAUCGCCUCCCAUUGAGGAUAAGGUCCGUCAAGUGGCAAGGUUGGAGGUGGAGGCAAGCACUCUACGGAAAUGGGACAGCAAAUCUGGUCCGAGAUCUCUUAUCCUGAGUGAGUAUUACUCGUAACUCGUUAUCGUCUUCUCCUUCCUGCUUCCUCGAAAACUGCAGAUAUGGGAAAAGAGUUCAGAUGGUGAGCUCAUCAUGU